CCCCGACCGGCGGGCCGUCGCGAAGACAAAAUGGACGCCGCCGUCGCGGGCCCCGCCAGCCCCAGCCGCUCCGAGGGCGAGGAGGAGCCGUCCACCUCGGCCGCUGCCGGCGCCGCCUCACAGGACUGCAGCCCCGAGGAGAAAAAUGACCCUCCAUUUCAACUCAAGCCUCCUCCAAAGGCAUCUAAGUCUGAAAAAGAAGUUGAUCCAGAGUAUGAGGAGAAAAUGAAAACAGAUCGAGCCAAAAGAUUUGAAUUCCUUCUGAAGCAGACAGAGCUUUUUGCGCAUUUUAUCCAGCCAGCAGCACAGAAAUCACCAACGUCUCCCUUAAAAGUGAAACUUGGACGGCCUCGGAUAAAGAAAGAUGAAAAGCAGAGCUUACUAUCCGCUGGGGAUUAUCGCCACAGGCGCACAGAGCAAGAGGAGGAUGAAGAACUUCUUUCCGAGAGCCGGAAAACCUCCAAUGUGUGCGUCCGAUUUGAGGAAUCUCCUUCUUAUGUUAAAGGAGGUACAUUAAGAGACUACCAGGUUAGAGGUUUGAACUGGAUGAUCUCCCUGUACGAAAAUGGUGUGAAUGGCAUUUUGGCAGAUGAAAUGGGUCUAGGUAAGACUUUGCAGACCAUCGCUUUGCUAGGCUAUCUGAAGCAUUAUCGAAACAUUCCUGGGCCCCACAUGGUUCUGGUUCCCAAGUCAACUUUACACAACUGGAUGAAUGAAUUUAAACGCUGGGUUCCUUCCUUACGUGCCGUUUGUCUAAUUGGAGACAAGGAUGCUCGAGCUGCUUUCAUCCGUGAUGUUAUGAUGCCCGGAGAGUGGGAUGUUUGUGUGACCUCAUAUGAAAUGGUAAUUAAAGAGAAAUCUGUUUUCAAAAAAUUUAACUGGAGGUACCUGGUGAUCGAUGAAGCCCAUCGCAUAAAGAAUGAAAAAUCUAAGCUAUCUGAGAUUGUCCGUGAGUUCAAGACAACAAAUCGCUUGCUACUAACAGGAACUCCUUUGCAGAAUAAUCUUCAUGAGCUGUGGGCUUUGCUCAACUUUCUUCUGCCUGACGUCUUUAAUUCUGCUGAGGACUUUGACUCAUGGUUUGACACUAAAAACUGUCUUGGUGACCAAAAACUUGUAGAACGACUUCAUGCAGUUUUGAAGCCAUUUUUGUUGCGGCGCAUAAAAGCGGAAGUGGAAAAGAGCUUGCCUCCCAAAAAAGAAGUAAAAAUUUAUUUGGGACUCAGCAAAAUGCAGAGAGAAUGGUAUACAAAGAUCCUGAUGAAAGAUAUUGACAUCCUGAAUUCAGCUGGAAAGAUGGAUAAGAUGCGGUUGCUGAACAUUCUGAUGCAGCUGCGGAAAUGUUGUAAUCACCCCUAUCUCUUCGAUGGGGCGGAGCCGGGUCCUCCUUAUACCACUGAUACGCACCUUGUGACCAACAGUGGCAAAAUGGUGGCCCUCGAUAAAUUGCUGUCAAAGCUCAAAGAACAGGGUUCUAGAGUUCUUAUUUUUAGCCAGAUGACCCGUUUGCUGGAUAUACUGGAAGAUUAUUGCAUGUGGCGGGGCUAUGAGUAUUGCCGGCUGGAUGGGCAGACACCACAUGAAGAGCGGGAGGAAGCAAUUGACACUUUUAACGCCCCCAACAGCAGGAAGUUUAUUUUUAUGCUAAGUACAAGAGCCGGAGGCUUGGGGAUUAAUUUGGCAACGGCAGACGUCGUGAUCCUCUAUGAUUCUGACUGGAAUCCACAGGUUGACCUGCAAGCCAUGGACCGUGCACAUCGUAUUGGACAGAAGAAGCCAGUGCGGGUAUUCCGACUUAUCACUGACAACACUGUUGAAGAGAGGAUUGUGGAGAGAGCUGAGAUCAAACUGAGGCUGGACUCCAUAGUUAUACAGCAAGGAAGGCUUAUUGACCAGCAGUCUAACAAACUGGCUAAAGAUGAAAUGCUGCAGAUGAUCCGACACGGAGCGACACACGUGUUUGCUUCCAAGGACAGCGAAUUGACCGAUGAAGACAUUACCACCAUUUUGGAGAGAGGUGAAAAGAAGACUGCUGAAAUGAAUGAGCGUUUGCAUAAAAUGGGUGAGAGUUCCCUUCGCAACUUCACAAUGGACACAGAAAUGAGCUUGUACAAUUUUGAAGGUGAAGAUUACCGAGGGAAACAGAAGCUGAGUAUGAUGGAAUGGAUAGAGCCCCCGAAAAGGGAGCGCAAAGCCAACUAUGCUGUGGAUGCCUACUUCAGAGAAGCUCUCCGUGUCAGUGAACCCAAAAUCCCAAAGGCUCCACGACCUCCAAAACAGCCAAAUAUUCAAGAUUUCCAGUUCUUUCCACCACGGCUAUUUGAGCUUCUUGAGAAAGAAAUUCUGUAUUACCGCAAGACCAUAGGCUACAAGGUCCCCAGGAAUCCUGACCUCCCAAAUGCAGCGCAGGUGCAGAAAGAGGAACAACGGAAGAUUGAUGAGUCUGCUCCUCUCUCUUCAGAAGAGGCUGAAGAGAAAGAAAAACUUCUCACACAGGGCUUUACAAACUGGAACAAAAGAGACUUCAACCAGUUUAUCAAAGCAAAUGAAAAAUACGGACGUGACGACAUCGAUAACAUUGCCCGCGAGGUGGAAGGAAAGUCACCGGAGGAAGUCAUUGAGUAUUCAGCGGUUUUUUGGGAACGUUGUAAUGAACUUCAGGACAUUGAGAGGAUCAUGGCACAGAUCGAACGAGGGGAAGCCAGAAUACAGAGGAGGAUUAGCAUCAAGAAAGCCCUGGAUGUCAAAAUUGCAAGAUAUAAAGCCCCUUUCCAUCAGUUGCGUAUUCAGUACGGCACAAACAAAGGCAAAAACUACACAGAAGAAGAAGACAGGUUCUUGAUAUGCAUGUUACAUAAAAUGGGCUUCGAUAAAGAAAACGUGUACGAAGAACUAAGGCAGUGUGUGCGCAACGCCCCUCAAUUCAGAUUUGACUGGUUUAUCAAGUCUAGAACGGCAAUGGAACUUCAGAGACGCUGCAAUACACUCAUCUCUCUUAUUGAAAAAGAAAAUAUGGAGAUUGAGGAAAAAGAGAAAGCUGAGAAGAAGAAACGGGGAACGAAAACUCCAGCGUCACAAAAAAGAAAAGCAGAUUCUGCUGCAGAGAGCUCCGGAAAAAAGGAUACUAAAAAGGUGAAAACGUAAAUGAGGAAAAGCAAAACAGCCAACUGAAAACUGCCACAUUUUGCUUUCUAACUGCAAAUGUUAUUGCCAUCGUCUCUGUAUUCAUGGUACCUGCAAGAAGGAGGA
This is a messenger RNA of Heteronotia binoei (common prickly gecko), 3249 nucleotides long. RefSeq names its product SWI/SNF related, matrix associated, actin dependent regulator of chromatin, subfamily a, member 1 (gene SMARCA1). Gene Ontology annotation, cellular component: chromatin; nucleus. NCBI's taxonomy places the organism in Eukaryota, Metazoa, Chordata, Lepidosauria, Squamata, Gekkonidae. The transcript is spliced from 24 exons. Gene Ontology annotation, biological process: nucleosome organization; regulation of transcription by RNA polymerase II. Gene Ontology annotation, molecular function: ATP binding; histone binding; nucleosome binding. The record is from RefSeq and is a predicted model, not a curated record. The coding region runs from base 31 to 3144 and encodes 1037 amino acids.